CUGUCUGCACACACAGGUGGCCUUGGGCCGGCGUCACACCGAUAAAUACGGAGUGUGAAAACGAGCCCACGCUCCUUCGUGUGCCAGUCUGCACCACGUCCCUGGGUUGUCUUGAGUUUUCACAUUCCCUCUUGCCUGUGUUCUUCCCUCUCCACCCCGCAGACACGGGCAGCCAUGCCGCGCAGCCCCACGUCCAGCGAGGACGAGAUGGCUCAGAGCUUCUCCGACUAUUCCGUGGGGUCGGAAUCAGACAGUUCCAAAGAAGAGACCAUCUACGACACGAUCCGGGCCACUGCGGAGAAGCCGGGCAACGCCAGGACGGAGGAGAGCCAGGGCAACACACUGGUGAUCCGCGUGGUCAUCCAGGACCUGCAGCAGACGAAAUGCAUUCGCUUUAACCCGGACGCCACGGUGUGGGUCGCAAAGCAGCGGAUUCUGUGCACGUUGAACCAGAGUCUGAAAGACGUCCUGAACUACGGGCUGUUCCAGCCGGCGAGCAACGGGCGUGACGGCAAGUUCCUGGACGAGGAGCGGCUUCUGCGGGAGUAUCCGCAGCCCCUGGGCCAGGGCAUCCCCUCCCUCGAGUUUCGAUACAAGAAGCGAGUGUAUAAACAAUCCAAUCUCGACGAGAAACAACUGGCCAAGCUCCAUACAAAGACCAAUCUGAAAAAAUGCAUGGACCAUAUUCAGCACCGCUUGGUGGAGAAAAUCGUCAAGAUGCUGGAUCGAGGCCUGGACCCCAAUUUCCACGACCAGGAGACCGGAGAGACCCCUCUGACCUUAGCCGCCCAGCUGGACGACUCUGUGGAGGUCAUCAAAGCUCUCAGAAACGGUGGGGCUCACCUGGACUUCCGUGCCAAAGAUGGGAUGACCGCCCUGCACAAAGCCGCCCGGACAAGGAACCAAGUUGCCCUGAAGACCCUGCUAGAGCUUGGAGCGUCCCCAGAUUACAAAGACAGCUACGGCCUCACGCCCCUGUAUCACACGGCCAUCGUUGGGGGCGACCCCUACUGCUGCGAGCUCCUCCUGCACGAACACGCCACCGUGUGCUGCAAAGACGAGAACGGCUGGCACGAGAUCCACCAGGCCUGCAGGUACGGACACGUGCAGCACCUGGAGCACCUGCUGUUCUACGGGGCGGACAUGGGCGCCCAGAACGCCUCGGGGAACACGGCCUUGCACAUCUGCGCCCUCUACAACCAGGACAGCUGUGCGAGAGUGCUGCUGUUUCGUGGGGGCCACGCAGACAUUCGGUCCCAGCAGACCCAGACAGCAACACAAGUGGCGAUCAUCGCAGGCAACUUUGAACUGGCAGAAUACAUCAAGAACCACAAGGAGACAGACAUCGUGCCCUUCCGAGAGGCCCCGGCGUACUCCAACCGGAGGCGGCGGCCCCCCAACACGCUGGCCGCCCCCCGGGUCCUGCUGCGCUCCAACAGCGACAACAACCUCAAUGCCAGCGUGCCCGAGUGGGCCGUCUGCCCCACAGCCGCCUCCCACCGCAGCCUCUCGCCGCAGCUGCUGCAGCCGACGCCCAGCAGGCCCGAUGGUGCAGUGAAGACCAUCGGGAACUACAUCCCUGGGCCCCGCAGCCGGUCCCCCUCGCUCAACAGGCUGGGCGCAGGCGAGGAUGGCAAGAGGCACCGACAAGUCGGGUCGCCCUUCGCUCCUGGUGCCAACAAGGACCUGCUCUCGGCCUUCGAGUACCCGGGGCCCAAGAGGAAGCUCUACAGCGCCGUGCCCGGAAGGCUCUUCGUCGUCGUCAAGCCAUACCAGCCCCAGGUCGAUGGCGAGAUCCCCCUUCACCGCGGCGACAGGGUCAAAGUGCUGAGCAUCGGCGAAGGCGGCUUCUGGGAAGGCAGCGCCCGCGGCCACACCGGGUGGUUCCCGGCCGAGUGCGUGGAGGAAGUCCAGUGCAGGCCCCGGGACAGCCAGGCAGAAACCCGUGCGGACCGCAGCAAGAAACUCUUCAGGCACUACACGGUGGGCUCCUAUGACAGUUUCGACGCCUCCAGCGACUGCAUCAUCGAGGAGAAGACAGUGGUCCUGCAGAAGAAAGACAAUGAAGGCUUCGGGUUCGUGCUCCGGGGGGCGAAAGCGGACACGCCCAUUGAAGAAUUCACACCGACGCCGGCGUUCCCAGCCCUGCAGUACCUGGAGUCCGUGGAUGAAGGCGGGGUGGCCUGGCAAGCCGGACUGCGGACUGGGGACUUCCUGAUUGAGGUUAACAAUGAGAAUGUCGUCAAAGUUGGCCACAGGCAGGUGGUGAAUAUGAUCCGCCAGGGAGGGAAUCACCUUGUCCUUAAGGUGGUCACGGUGACCAGGAAUCUGGACCCGGACGACACUGCCAGGAAGAAAGCUCCCCCGCCUCCAAAGCGAGCGCCGACCACAGCCCUCACCCUGCGCUCCAAGUCCAUGACCUCGGAGCUAGAGGAGCUCGAUAAACCCGAAGAGAUAGUCCCGGCCUCCAAGCCCUCUCGAGCUGCCGAGAACAUGGCCGUGGAGUCAAGGGUGGCGACCAUCAAGCAGCGGCCCACCAGCCGGUGUUUCCCGGCUGUCUCGGACAUGAACUCCGUGUACGAGCGCCAAGGCAUCGCUGUGAUGACGCCCACCGUUCCUGGGAGCCCAAAAGGCCCGUUUCUGGGCAUCCCUCGAGGUACGAUGCGAAGGCAGAAAUCGAUAGGAAUAACAGAGGAAGAGCGACAAUUUCUGGCUCCUCCGAUGCUGAAGUUCACUAGAAGCCUGUCCAUGCCAGACACCUCCGAGGACAUCCCCCCACCGCCGCAGUCUGUGCCCCCGUCUCCACCACCUCCUUCCCCCACUGCUUACAACUGCCCUAAGUCCCCAACUCCAAGAGUCUAUGGGACCAUUAAGCCUGCGUUCAAUCAGAAUUCUGCCGCCAAGGUGUCCCCAGCCACAAGGUCUGACACGGUGGCCACCAUGAUGCGGGAAAAGGGAAUGUACUACAGGAGAGAGUUAGACCGCUACUCCCUAGACUCCGAUGACCUCUACAGUCGGAACGCUGCCCCGCAGGCCACCUUCCGCAACAAGAGAGGUCAGAUGCCCGAAAACCCAUACUCAGAGGUGGGGAAGAUCGCGAGCAAAGCCGUCUAUGUCCCUGCCAAGCCCGCCCGGCGGAAGGGGAUGCUGGUGAAGCAAUCCAACGUAGAAGACAGCCCGGAGAAGACGUGCUCCAUCCCCAUCCCCACCAUCAUCGUGAAGGAGCCGUCCACCAGCAGCAGCGGCAAAAGCAGCCAAGGCAGCAGCAUGGAGAUCGACCCCCAGGCCUCGGAGCAGCCAGGCCAGCUGCGGCCCGACGACAGCCUGACCGUCAGCAGUCCCUUCGCAGCCGCCAUAGCCGGGGCCGUGCGUGACCGAGAGAAGCGGCUGGAAGCCAGGAGGAACUCCCCAGCCUUCCUCUCCACAGACCUGGGGGAUGAGGACGUAGGCCUGGGGCCGCCUGCCCCCAGGACACGACCCUCCAAGUUCCCCGAGGAGGGCGGGUUUGGCGACGAGGAUGGCACCGAGCAGCUGUCGUCCCCAGUGCCAGGGGCAGCGCCCAGGGAGCCCGAGAACCAUUUCCUGGGUGGUGGCGAGGCCAGUGCUCAGGGUGAGGCCGGCAGGCCACUGAAUUCCACAUCCAAAGCCACAGGGCCUGAGAGCAGCUCGGCGGCGCCCCCCAAGAGCGGCGGCGCAGCCGGCCCUGAGAAUUACGUACAUCCGCUCACAGGGAGGCUGCUCGGCCCUAGCUCCCCGCUGGCCCUGGCCCUCUCCGCAAGGGACCGAGCCUUGAAGGAAUCCCAGCAGGGACCCAGGGGGGAGGCCCCCAGGGCUGACCUCAACAAACCUCUUUACGUUGACACCAAAAUGAGGCCCAGCACAGAAACCGGCUUCCCUCCAGUCACCAGGCAGAACACCCGGGGGCCCCUGCGGCGUCAGGAGACAGAGAACAAGUAUGAGACUGACCUGGGCAGGGACCGGAGAGGCGACGACAAGAAGAACAUGCUCAUCGACAUCGUGGACACGUCCCAGCAGAAGUCGGCCGGGCUGCUGAUGGUCCACACCGUGGACGCCGCCAAGUUGCACGAACCCCUGGAGGAAGAGGACGAGAAAGCAGACGUGGACAUGAAGCCGGACAACUCACUGUCUGAGGUGCCAGAAGGUGUUUCCGAAACCGAAGGUGCUUUACAGAUCUCCGCUGCCCCUGAGCCCGCCGCCGCGCCCGGCAGAACCAUUGUGGCGGCCGGCUCCAUGGAAGAGGCGGUGAUUUUGCCAUUCCGCAUCCCUCCUCCCCCUCUGGCAUCCGUGGACUUGGAUGAGGAUUUUAUUUUUACAGAGCCAUUGCCUCCUCCCCUGGAAUUUGCAAAUAGUUUUGAUAUCCCCGACGACCGCGCUGCUUCUGUCCCCGCUCUCACGGACUUGGUCAAGCAGAAAAAAAAUGACACUGCUCAGUCCCCUUCAUUGAACUCCAGCCAACCAACCAACUCUGCAGACAGCAAGAAGCCAGCCGGUCUUUCAAACUGUCUGCCUGCCUCAUUCCUGCCACCCCCUGAGAGCUUUGAUGCUGUCACCGACUCUGGGAUCGAGGAGGUGGACAGCCGGAGUAGCAGCGACCACCAUCUCGAGACGACCAGCACUAUCUCCACAGUGUCCAGCAUCUCCACCCUGUCUUCUGAGGGCGGGGAGAACGUGGACACCUGCACAGUCUAUGCAGAUGGGCAAGCAUUUAUGGUUGACAAACCCCCAGUACCUCCUAAGCCAAAAAUGAAGCCCAUAAUUCACAAAAGCAAUGCACUUUACCAAGAUGCGCUCGUGGAAGAGGAUGUAGAUAGCUUUGUUAUCCCCCCACCCGCCCCCCCACCCCCACCGGGCAGUGCCCAGCCCGGGAUGGCCAAGGUUAUCCAGCCAAGGACCUCUAAGUUGUGGGGCGACGUCACAGAGGUCAAAAGCCCAAUUCUCUCAGGCCCAAAGGCAAAUGUUAUUAGUGAAUUGAACUCAAUCCUGCAGCAAAUGAACCGAGAGAAAUCGGCAAAGCCGGGGGAAGGUCUGGAUUCACCAACGGGAGCCAAGUCCACCAGCCUCGCUCCAAGAAGCCCAGAGGUCAUGAGCACCGUCUCAGGUACACGGAGCACGACAGUCACCUUCACUGUCCGCCCUGGCACUUCCCAGCCCAUCACCCUGCAGAGCCGGCCCCACGACUAUGAAAGUAGGACCUCAGGAACAAGACGUGCCCCAAGCCCUGUGGUCUCGCCAACAGAGAUGAACAAAGAGAUUCUGCCUGCCCCUCUGUCCGCUGCUGCUGCCUCUCCUUCUCCCACUCUCUCAGAUGUCUUUAGCCUUCCUAGCCAGCCCCCCUCCGGGGACCUAUUUGGCUUGAACCCAGUGGGACGCAGCAGGUCGCCAUCUCCCUCGAUACUGCAACAGCCAAUCUCAAAUAAGCCUUUUACAACUAAACCUGUCCACCUGUGGACUAAACCAGAUGUGGCAGAUUGGCUGGAAAGUCUAAACUUGGGUGAACAUAAAGAGACCUUCAUGGACAAUGAGAUCGAUGGCAGUCACUUACCAAACCUUCAGAAGGAAGACCUAAUCGACCUUGGGGUGACUCGAGUUGGGCACAGAAUGAACAUAGAAAGGGCUUUGAAACAGCUGCUUGACAGAUAAGGACGGCUGCGCUUUACCUUUACAGACUUCUUGUUAUAAGUAGAGAUGGGCUUGCACUGAAGUACUGGAAUGGCCAAGCAAGUCUGUGAGCAUCAACCCCAUUCCAUGGGUUUGUCUCCUGGUACCCAAAGAAAUACUGUGUGUGUCCACAGUGUGGCUGAGCAGAGGCCUUGAAACCUUCAGCUUUCUAGGGGUUUCUUGGGCAGUUUCUGUCAAACAGGGGACAAGGAGAGAGUGUUUUUCUAGCAUGGAAAGAGAUUCCCAGCCUGCCUCCCAGCAUGCAGGUGACCUCACUUGCCAGGUCCAAGAAGCUCCCCGUCGAUUUCGCACGGGAUCCUUGCUCUUGUAGGCAGACACCAGUGUGUUCUAGAUACCUCCUGAGACCUCCCUCCUCUGCGUUCCGGGCAGCUCUCACCACCCUAGGCCCCAGCACGAGGCCUUCCUCAGUCCUGUGGCCUCUCAGAGGACCCCCGAUGCUCACUUGCUCCUUUCUCUCCUGUAUUUUGCUUGCAGUGAGAUGCUCCCAGAUGUGUUUGUCUGGUGCCCCUUCUUGGGCCUGAAAGGUAGAGAAACUUUUUUCCCUAUACAGAUUCUUUACUCCGUCUCAUCCUGUGAUGAGCAUCCAUGGUUCUUUGGCCAUGAAAUUCUUGGCAGUGGCGGGGAGUUUGAAUGGGAUCGUGCCCAGCUUUGCUUAGCUUUCUUUCUUUAUUUCUGCAAAUCUAUUAGCAUAAUUCCAAGGUGGCCAAACAGGUGUCACAUGGAGUUAGCCAAAGCACAAAGUCACGAUUCCAAAAAGGAGAGGAGACCUGGCCAUGGAACCAGCCAGUGUGCAGCUGCCUUGGUCCCAGGUCUCCUCAAGGACGAGAGCUGCUGUCUGCCAGGAGUAUCCAUCCAGGAUGGAGAAAGGGGUUCUCUGCCUCUCAGAAUUCUUUUUUGUGAAGGUGUGUUGAGCUCAGCAAAGACCAGAGCAGGUGAGCAUCUACUCUGACAUGAAGGACAAGAAGAUGCACAGCUCACAGUGGGCAUCACUGCUGCCCUGUGAGACGGUGUCUUCGCUGGGAGCUGGGGGGUGCAGGGCCCUCAGUUCUGAGCCCGACCAAGGGUGAGCAUCUCUGCUGAGACGGUCCUUUUGCUCUCAGAGGCCAGGGAAGAUGGUACUUCGGGGCUUUUCCCCUUUUUCUCUGGGUGUCUAGGAAUCCCACCAGCUUGUCUUAACAGUACAGCAGGUCCUCUGAGGACCCAGUGGGUAUGGAGUAUAGACAGAACCCAGGAUGGAGAACACAGGUGGGCUGCAGGAUCAAGGGGCGCAGCAGACGAGUAAGGAAAGGAAAGCAGGGAGGUCUCCUGGACAGCCAGCCGGCCUCUCCGGCAAGGCUUCCUUGAGUACCCCAGGCUCUCCCCUGCAGCCCCUGUCCCGGUAAUGAUACCUCUGACUGCCAAGGGAGGUCACCAACUGCACAUGGGCUGCAAAACAUCCAGUCAGGCUUCCAGCACAUUCUCCCACAUUUGGAGGAUACUCGAAUGUCAGGUUUUUGGUUUUAUUAUGAUUUCAGAACUAGCUCAGCCCAUCUCUAAUUAUAAAACAUGAUUUUUUUUUCCUUUUUUUUCUUUAUGCUCACGACCAAGUGUCUGGUUAGGUCUGGAACAGCUCUAGAAUGAAUACGUAAAAUUUAGAAAUUUAAAAUCUCUUUCUUUACUGCAAGUUUAAAUAGUUGUACAGAUAGUUUAUAAGCACAAUAUUUUAAGAAAAAAAAGUGGCUGGUCUACUAGGCAGCCUUUGUGCCACUUCAGUGCUAGAAAGUUAAAGAAAAAAAAAAAAACUUUUGUGAUUUAAUAAUACUAUUUCUGUGGAAUAAUUAUAAAAGUAUGACCUUUUUAAAUCAACCUUAUUUGGAUGCAUCUGAACCAGCAGAGCUGUGUUAUAUUUUCUAUCUUUGCUAGAACUUCAUCAUUGAAGGACAAUUUCUUCAAAAGUGGUUACAAUUCACAAUGCAGCAGUUUCUCUAAAAAUAAAACCAAAAUAUACACACACUACACGCACACAACUUUUCCAGCUACACGCCCCUGAUUUGGAAACUGAGUCUUUAGACCUUCUCCUGUUCCAAAAUGUUUUGCAGGUCAAUCUUUAUAUUUGAAUGAUCCAAUCCAACUUGAAAUAAUUGAAUAUUAAGGCGCUUUACUUUCACGUACUUUCAAUUUUUCCACUGGGGGAUGAACGAACAUUACUCUAGAGAAAUUUCCAGCCAAGAUACUAUAGGUGACCUGCUGGGCUGCCCAAUAUUUUAGAAAAAUGUAAAAAUGGUGGUUUGGCCAUUAAUUUGUCUUCCAUUUGGUGACAGUGCAAAAUUUAGUAAGCCCAUCACUUCACCAUGGCUCUUUUUGCUUUGCCUACUAUUGGUAUCACCUCUGUGCUCAGUGCCAGGCAAAAUGCUAGGUAAGAGGAGAGUAAAAGAAACCUCUGGUAGAUUGUAACCAAUCACAACGUAUUGACUUUGGGUUCUUUAAACUUUGGCAGCCAGGAGGUGAGAGCUGGCUGUUACUCCCUUUCUUAAGAGACUUUAAGCCACAUGCCACUAACCAGAAGCAAGCUGGCUAAACAGCUGAUGAAAUAGUUUAUUUUUACAUUGUAUUAUAGAAAAGUAAUAGGACCUAUCAGAACCUGCACUGACCAAUAAACAUGUUGCCAAGAUGAAUCGGUCUCUAGCUCUAUUUGCUGAUUUUGCUACAGAGAGCAAUAUAGUUCCUCAUUCAAAUUGCCACCCACUGUUCUCCCCCUUUAGAACAUGUAAGGACCAGGCCCUAUUCCAUGACCCUCUUUAAUGGUGGGACAAAUGUUAAACUGCUCAUAUAAAGAUGUUAAUAUUAUUCCAGGUUUUAAGAUCAACUUUUGUUAUAUACUGUAAUUUAAAUAAACUGCAUUUACAUACCUAGUUUCUGUAAUAUCGUGUAUACAAAACCCAAAUCUAUCAAGAUGUAAAUUAUGUAUACCUGCCAAGAUACCUUCUCCAGGGUGUCUGUGCACAUUUUAAGUUAAUUCUUAUAAUAUAAAAAUGACUCAAUGUGACUGUUGAUUUGCUGAACUUUACAUAUCACAAAGUGAAUUAUUUGUGAUACUUUAGUUAAUAAAAUGGUGAAUUUUUUUCUCAGUUAUUGAACAAGCAUUACCCAAUUGAUCUGGCAAUGACUUUUUUGUGUGUGGGCCACAAAUAUUGAUUUUCCCAUUAACAAUUCUUUUUUGUUUUUUAAAUACUAAUAUGUUUCACACUAUAGUUUGUGUAACAACACGUGUUCGCAUUAUCUAUGUUGCUGUUACUUUUGUGCUUUUAUUCUUUUUAGAUUUCAUUAAAAAAAAAAAUAAUAAAACAAAACCAAGCUCCUGUAAUUUGCACUUUCUCCCAAUCCUUUAAUCUCUUGUAUGGCAACCAAAAUUACUGUAAAAAAAUAAAUAUACUAUUGCA
Molecule: messenger RNA, 9119 nt
Organism: Propithecus coquereli (Coquerel's sifaka)
Lineage: Eukaryota; Metazoa; Chordata; Mammalia; Primates; Indriidae
Gene: SHANK2
Product: SH3 and multiple ankyrin repeat domains 2
Exons: 23
Coding region: 175-5661 (1828 amino acids)
Cellular component (GO): dendritic spine; postsynaptic membrane; postsynaptic density
Molecular function (GO): synaptic receptor adaptor activity; ionotropic glutamate receptor binding
Source: RefSeq, a predicted model, not a curated record